CUGGAACCGUUCAAUUGGCUGCUCAAAAACCCUAAACAAAACGUCAAACGUGGCCCUGACUCACCACUUUCGUCUUCCACCUCCACAGACUCUCAUUGUCACUCUGUUCCAAACCACAAACGGAGGAGAGGAAAGGAAGGGCCGAAAAUUUCACGAGAGCCUCUCUCUUUCUGCAGCUCUGUUCUCCCAAAGCUUUACACGCACACAAAAAAAAUGGCGACGACCCACUUCAUCAUCCCGACCAGGGACGUUCUCCAGGCCGCAGGGGACAUCAAAUCGUACGACAACUGGCUCGCCUGCCUGAAAACCUACCUCGUAUCCCAAGAUCUCUGGGAUUUAGUCGACUCCCCUGAAAUUACUACUUCCCCUGCCACUGUUACAACCGACGCCGCCGCCGGGCGGCGGAGGAAGAAUGCGGCGGCUCUGCACGCGAUUCAGAUUUCGCUGGGCUGCGACGUGCUCCACGAGAUACGGGAAAUCAGCUCGGCGAAGGAGGCUUGGGACGCUCUAGCGGAUAUGCAUCGGAAGAAGCUACUACUACCCAAGAACGACCCUGAAGCUGGACCUGGAGCAGAGCAGCUGCAGCAGGCCGACGCUGCAGUAAUACACAUCAUUGGACUCCAAGACCCUUCCCCGCCACCGUCACCGGCCGACAGCUUCGCGAUGACGAUGAGCCCUUCCUCCUCCUCCUCCGACGCCGGCCACGGCGGCGACAUCAUCAACAACAACAACAACGGCGUCAUCACCAACAUAGCCACAUGCGACCUCCACAAGCUCACCAGCACAAAGAACAAGGAAUCCUUCGGCCACCGCUCCUCCGCCGACGACGCGGCCGCCGGAGAGAAAUGGAUGAAGGAAACCGCCACCUCCUCCACCGUCGUCGGCUCCCUAAUCAUCACCAUCAUGUUCACCGCCGCCUGCACCGUCCCCGGCGGCAACAACCAGGAGAAGGGCACCCCGAUCCUCCUCCACGACCGGUCCUUCAAGAUCUUCAUCGCCUCCGACGCGCUCUCGCUCUUCGCCGCCUCGACCUCCGUGCUGAUGUUCCUCGGGAUCCUCACCUCGCGGUACGCCGAGGCCGACUUCCGCCGCUCCCUGCCGACGAAGCUCGUUAUCGGGCUGUCGACGCUGUUCGUGUCGAUCGCCGCCAUGAUGGUGACGUUCUGCGCCACCGUGAUGAUCCUCAUGGACCACCGGCCGCUGUUCGUGGUCCCGAUUGUGAUGAUGGCCGCCGUGCCGGUGACGCUGUUUUUGCUGCUGCAGUUUCCCUUGCUGGUCCAGAUCUUCAGGUCGAACCGGUCCGGGCCGCAUUCCAACCCGUUCGACCGGAAGAUGAAGCCCUGGCUUUUGAGUCUUUGACCCGUGGAAACUGGGUCGGGUUUCAAGCGGUUUGUCUUUUUUUAUUAUUUUUUUUGUCAUUGUUUGCUGAUUUGUUUUUGAAUAUAUACUCUGUAAAUAUAAGACUGUGCGUAACGUCGUUGUUACCGGACUUUGUAACGUUAACGUCGUG
This is a messenger RNA of Linum tenue, 1510 nucleotides long. The record is from the annotation of a GenBank genome assembly. Lineage: Eukaryota; Viridiplantae; Streptophyta; Magnoliopsida; Malpighiales; Linaceae.